Salvelinus sp. IW2-2015 is the source of this 2127-nucleotide messenger RNA. Its product is annotated as protein mono-ADP-ribosyltransferase PARP12-like. Lineage: Eukaryota; Metazoa; Chordata; Actinopteri; Salmoniformes; Salmonidae. Gene Ontology annotation, cellular component: nucleus. Gene Ontology annotation, molecular function: NAD+-protein mono-ADP-ribosyltransferase activity; NAD+ poly-ADP-ribosyltransferase activity. The record is from RefSeq and is a predicted model, not a curated record.
UGGCAUUUUUGCAUUAUUCUUUGGCUUAAGUUACGGUAAGCCAUAUUCCAUUUCCUUGCUGUAAUAACACAGCAUUCCUCUUAGUGUCAUAGUCUCUGAGCACACUUGAGGCUGUAUCUCGCUACAAGAGUAGGUCUAUACGUGUUUAUCCUACGAUGGAGGAUGUGGACCAAAAGUCCUUGGGACUUGCUGAGAUUUACCAACAGAGUUUACAAUUUUUCAAAAUCAUGGAAGGAUCAGCAAAUGUGCCUAACUUUGAAAAAAAAUACAUUUGUCAUGACUUCAUUUUUGGACGCUGCUCUCAACAAGCCAAGUGCAUGGGCGUUCAUUCUACUAUGCCAUACCAAUGGGAGGUGGAGAAUGGACGUGGCUGGUCACGUAUCCCAGACAAUGAGGGCGUUGAAAGGGACUACUGUGACCCAGCAAAGACACAGAGUUGCAGGAUACCACCGGUUAACUUUAUCACCAUGACUCGUGGACACCGCAAAGUUCGCCGCCUUGCUACGGUUUCCUCCCUGGACCAGCCAGAUGCUGUCUUUGUUACCAAGUGGACCUGGUACUGGGAGGAAAACCAUGGUGGCUGGACUCCAUAUUUGUCACCAACUGUGGAGGACCUAGAGAGGAUGUACAUGGAUCCAUCUCGUGGCUCAGUGAUUGAGUUUACUGCUGGAAGAUUCACCUAUGAAGUCAAUUCGGAAGUCAUGAUCCAGAUAAAUACAAGCUCACACACCCAACGACUGGUAAGAAGACGACCGAUGUUCAAAUCAUCCAUAGAUGUUCAGAGAACUACUGGCACAUCUAAUACCACCACUUCUUCUGUGCCACCUUUCUGGGACCAGUCUCGGUUGCCUGGGAUUGGCUUUGAGAGAGUUAUGUUGCCAAACUCAGCAAAGGAAUACAAAGACAUCAAGGCCAUUUUUGAUAAAACAACAGUGGGGUUCAACAUACGCACCAUCGAGAGAGUGCAAAACCCUAUCCUAUGGAAGUUCUACGUGCUGCAAAGAGAUCAGAUGGAAUCCUCAGGGACAAGCAUCAAUGAGAAGCAGCUUUUCCAUGGAACUGACUCCAAACAUGUUGACAGCAUUUGCAGAAACAACUUUGACUGGAGGCUAUGUGGAACAAAUGGAACUUCAUUUGGAAAAGGAAGUUACUUUGCCAGGGAUGCUAAGUACUCACACAGCUACACCAGCCAGUCAGGAGCAAGGUCCAUGUUUGUUUGUCGUGUGCUGGUGGGAGACUACACUGUGGGAAACUCCAGCUAUGUGAAACCACCUCCUAAAGAAACCGGAGGAUCCAUCUUCUAUGACAGCUGUGUGGAUAACAACCAAGACCCCAAAGUGUUUGUAGUUUUUGAAAAGUAUCAGGUUUACCCCGAAUACCUCAUAGAGUACAGUGAUACUGCUUCUCCACCAAACCUUGCUACUCAGCCAAAUCCCAUUGUUCAACCAAACCCUACUCACCAGCCAAAUCCCAUUGUCCAACCAAACCCUACUCACCAGCCAAAUCCCGUUGUCCAACCAAACCCUACUCACCAGCCAAAUCCCAUUGUCCAACCAAACCCUACUCACCAGCCAAAUCCCAUUGUCCAACCAAACAGUACUCCCCAGCAAAAUCACAACGGCUCAGAUUCAGAUGACCCUGUGUUUAAUGUAUGUUGUUUGUGUUUAGUCUGGACUUUAUGUUGCCCAUGUGGCAUCUACUUUUAUUUUUGUCACGAUGAUGAUUGACCAGGCCUUGGUGUAUACAGGUACCCUCUAGCAAGGCACUUAAGCCAAAUUGCUCCAGGGAUGCUGAUAUGGCUGACCCUGGCUCUGGUCCCAUCUCUCUGAGGUUCAGGGUUUCUGUUAGCUGAUAAAUGCCAGCUUUUGGCCGUAAAAAAAAUGAAAAGCUGGAAAAUAAAAUUGUUGCUGGACAAAUUGACCCGGAGAAYAAACAACGGUAGGCAGGCUAUCAGCGGGUCACCCACCACUUUACAAUGUGAGCUGGAGGCAGUAUGCAUUUUGAAAACAUACAUAAUUGUUUCAAARCUGAAUGUUUUACUCCAUAUUAUGAGCCGGUCUAAGGCACUGCAUCUCAGUGCAAGAGGCGUCACUACAGUCCCUGGUUCGAAUCCAGGCUGUAUUACAU